This is a messenger RNA of Lactuca saligna, 999 nucleotides long. Lineage: Eukaryota; Viridiplantae; Streptophyta; Magnoliopsida; Asterales; Asteraceae. The record is from the annotation of a GenBank genome assembly.
AUGCAAUCAAGAAAUCAAAGCAGAUCGCUAACAGACAUGCCCUUGGAAGUGAUGGAUAAAAUAAUAGUUGACUUGGGAAAAAUUUCAGCAGUUGAGGCUUUGAGGAUGAAGAGUGUUUGCAGAUUCUUUAACGAGGUAGGAAGAACGGACGACAUAUAUAAACAUAUGGAGGUAGAUGGAUUACGAUUUCGUGGUUGGUCUGACCAGAAACAUACAGUUGUUAACAAAUGCAUAGAGAUGAGAAACCCGAAUAUUUUGUUCAGGAAUGGAUUGAUGAAGUUAUUUUUCUUAGAAGUUGAUCAUGAAGGGAAAACGAUGCUUGAAGAAGCAUCUGCAUUGGUACAUUUGAAUUCAACAUUUGUCAUGGGAAUGAUGGUGAUGGCUAAAGGGAGACAUAGGAAGCAGGAAGUUUUGGACAUGUUGAAUAAUGCUUGCCGCAAAGCAAAAGCUAAGUUGACUCUUAGAGCAACUUAUUCUAAGGAUGAGUGCUUUUAUUAUGGCAAUUCUGAUUUAGGAUUGACUUUGUUGAGACAAGCAGCACAUGAAGAUCAUCUUGAGGCAAUUUAUUUGCUUGGAAUAAUCUACAUUUCAAGAGGCCUUCAUCAAUGUGAUGAAGGUUUACAAUUACUUGAUGCCUAUUUUGGUUUGGCAAUUCCGGAUGAAGGGGAGUACACGGGUGUUGUUGAUGGCGCCAAAGAGUUGUUGCGGGAUAUUGAUGUUGUUCAUAGACUUACAACGACUAACAUCACAUUCCAAUGUGAAGACUCACGUCAUUCUGUUAAAGGUGCAUUUGCAAUAGGCCAUGAAGAGGAUGAGGAUCGACAAAUAUAUUUCAUGGUUUGUCGUUGAACUAUCGGUAGCAUAAUACCAACGGAUAUGGAUUCGGUAGCAUUUUCCCUAGCAACUCUCAUUCUCGCUACCAGAAAUAAAAUCCGUAGACAAUGUGGUAACAACAUUGCUAUGGAACAACAUUCCAUAGCACGAUCCAUUGAAGAUUAA